AUGUCAACUACAAAUACUGAAGGGAAUGGUCGCGUCAGACCAAUGGCUAAGAGAUCUCCCUCUAUUUUAGUUACCGAUUCUCGUACUUCUAAAAACAGACUCAGUGCACCAUUUGCUGGUCAUGCUGCUGGUGUUCUUAACAGAGACGAACAUCGUCUACCUCGAAAUAAAUCAUAUCGUUAUAACGCAACUAAUUCUAAUGCUGAACUCAGAGGAAGACAUCCCAGCGGCGGUGGGGGUAGAUUCAGUGAUGUCUCCAUUGAUAACAUCCUAUCGGAUAGUUCAGAUGUUCCCUCUGGUCGUAGAGAAGAACGUUUGUCCAACUCGUCUUUGGAGAGAUCACCAUUAGUAACUGAUCGUGCUCAUUCUCGUUCUCAAUACCAAAGAAAAACAAUUAACCCAUUACCUUCAAGAACCUCCAAGACUUCUCAAAGAUUGGUAUUGAUUCCAGAAGAAGGUGACAAUGUUAGUAAAGAUGAUAUACGAGGGAAUAUAAGUAGUGGUCUUGACAGGAAACGUCAUACACCUAUACCCAAAUAUAAUGAUGAAUAUUACCAACCCGAACCAAGAACGCAUAAAUUAGCAAGGAUCACAGCAUACAAUGUCGCAGAAGGUUUCAACUUAAGUCUUCUUUCGAAGUUUCUUCAAGAUACACACGAAGUAUCCCCUAGAAUGUAUGACGAAUGUUUAUAUGUUGCCUAUACCUUGCCCUUGUUACCUGGCAAAGAUGGAUUUAGAAUCAAAUCAAAUGUUUCCAAGAAAUUCGUUGGUGGUAUGACAUUGAUUGAUAAGUUAAUAGAUACAAGUGAACAAAGAGAUCAUCAUUAUGAAUAUUUUUCAGGUGUUGAAACGUUAGAAGAUGCAAAUAAUAAUUAUGAAUUAAAUCCAACGUCACCUCCAAUGGAAAAUGUUGAAAACCAACCUAUACCGACACAUUUACCUGUACCUCCUACAAAUCCAGAUGCAUUCAAUCCAAGUGAGCCUCAGUUUUUUGCAGAAGAGACACCCAUUGAACAGAAAUUACGUGAACAAAAUGAAAGAUUGAAUAUCGUUCCAACUAACAUAGCAAUGAAUUCUUCUCAAGUGGCUGCUAACGGAGAUCAACAUGCUGAAAUCUUUGUGUUCCAUUAUGGUGUCAUUGUAUUUUGGAAUUUUACUGAAGUGCAAGAGAAAAACUUACUUGGUGAUAUUACUUUCUCAUAUUAUAGAAGGAAUCUUGUCAUUAGACCAUUAGAUGAACAAGAUAUUGAAACAGAACAAUUCCACUUUGGUUAUGAUAAAAACACUGAACGACCUCGGAUAUUUAAUGAUAUUGUCACGCUACGAUCUGGAGAUCAUAUGAUUGAAUUAACUUUAUCACAUGCCAUUGCGCAAUCCUCCAAAUUAUCAAGAUUUGAAUCAAGAAUAUCCCCACUGUUAACAUCAAUCACAAAAUUACCGAAAAGAUUAGCUUUGUAUGGAACAUUGGGACUUAAAAGAAGUCAAUUAUUGAAGAAAUCUGGUAAAUUAUUUAAACUACGGGUUGAUGUUAAUCUUUCGUCCAGUAUAUUAGAUUCACCGGAAUUUUUUUGGUCCACUGAACCUAGUCUUUCGCCAUUAUAUAUUGCCAUGAGAGAAUAUUUAGAAAUUGAUCAACGUGUUCAAGUACUAAAUGAUAGAUGUAUUGUCUUUUUGGAAUUUUUCGAUAUAUGUGUGGAUUCUGUGGCAGAGAAAAACAUUGCGAGGUUUACAUGGUGGUUUGUCAUUGCCAUUAUUGUCGGUCUAUUCUUUUCUUUAAGUGAAAUAUUUGUUCGUUAUAUAAUUAUACAUAAUCGCUGA
Molecule: messenger RNA, 1818 nt
Organism: Naumovozyma dairenensis CBS 421
Lineage: Eukaryota; Fungi; Ascomycota; Saccharomycetes; Saccharomycetales; Saccharomycetaceae
Gene: RMD8
Product: Rmd8p
Exons: 1
Coding region: 1-1818 (605 amino acids)
Source: RefSeq, a predicted model, not a curated record